Messenger RNA from Pseudocercospora fijiensis CIRAD86, 3047 nucleotides. RefSeq lists its product as uncharacterized. The record is from RefSeq and is a predicted model, not a curated record. The coding region runs from base 693 to 3047 and encodes 784 amino acids. NCBI's taxonomy places the organism in Eukaryota, Fungi, Ascomycota, Dothideomycetes, Mycosphaerellales, Mycosphaerellaceae. The transcript has 9 exons.
GCGCGAACACCUCAAGCGCAAGCAUCGCCAUACCGAUAGCCACAUUGAUUCAAUUGUCGGUGGAAUGACUAUGAAUGCAGCACGGAUCUCUACUACCGAUUGCACUAGAAGCAGUGUGAGCGGUGAAGACGCUGGAGAUGAGAGUGAGGAGCAGAAGGAGAUCAAGGAAGAGUCUAUGUAGAGCGGGACAAAAUCACGCAUGUCAUCCAUUCCGGUCCGAGAAGUCCUCCCCUGGCCAUUCCAGAGCGCGGGCAAAAUAUCGGAGUAGGAUCUUCUCUUCUGAUAUGGAAUCGACUCCCAUGAUCGACAUCCGUGUUGUGUCGAUAGAGCUGCUAGAUCCCCGGAAUAAGGCACACACUCUCCCGCUGUGGCGUGAUGACCUACCGCGUGAAGGUCGCAAACUAAAAUAUGACUUUCUUUGUUGGGUGAAUGACGGACUAACACUGCGCAAUGAGCGAUAUGUGAUUUGACUUCUAGAUUGCACUGGCAGCAGGUGGCGGUCUCCUUGGCUUUUCUUGACGAAGAAGUGAGCUUCCGCGCGAGCUUUCGCUUGUUGUUCCACUUCGAGCUUGAAAAACAACUGAAUUCGUGACCCUCACCAUCACUCACACACAUCUGCGAUAGCAAGUCUCAUAACGAAUUGAGACCCAAGGCGUACAGAUCUUCAACAUCAGACCAGAAGAGCAAGCAAAAUGGCCGACAACGACGCCUUCACCGAACGCGAACAGAAAGUCAUGGCUCUAGCCUGGCAGUGCUUCGCAGAGCAGCCAAAGAUUGACUUCGAGAAGCUUGCGCGGCUCAGUGGCUACACGAAUGUUCGCUCUGCUUCCAAUGCCUGGGGCGCAAUCAAGAAGAAGCUUGCCUCGCAGGCCAGCAAGUUUGGCGCAGGAGAUUCAGAUGUGAACGGCGACAACGAGAGCUCGGCCACGCCAAAGACUACCCCAAAGGCUACACCAAAGAAGCGCGGAAAGAAAGCAGCUGAUGAGGACGACGGAGAGGAGACUCCUGCUAAGAAGACCAAGGGCCGCAAGGGCAAGGCCACUCCCAAGAAAGCUGAUACGGACGAGGACAGCGCUGAGGGUGCUCCUGUCGUGAAGGCGGAGACGGAAAGCGAUGAUGACGGACUACUGCGGCAAGUUCAGGUCCUAGCUGGGCUGCUCGCUAUUCAGAAGCGCCAGUCAACAUGCAUGCGUGGCCUUGAGAGCGGCCGCUUGCAAUGCAUAGUAACCACACAAGAAGCAAAGAAAGGAUUGACCCUCAUUGUCUCUGUUCUCCAGGUGAAUCUCGACCCGCCUCAUGAGCAUCACUCCAUCAAGAAGAAGAUUGACGCCCUUUCCGAAGGCGCUGCCAUGAAGGGCGGCUCCAACGGCGCCAACGAGGGUUCUGAGACCGGCGCGGCUGCUACACCAUCGAAGGCAUCCGGCAAGAAGCGCAAGUCCGAUGCUAUCAAGACCGAAGGCGAAGACGACGACGACGCAGAGGCAGAGGGCACGCCGGCAAAGACGCCCAAGAAAGGCAGAAAGUCGAGCACUAAAGUCCAAGGCAAGGCUUCUGCCGCCACCGAGGAAGACGGGGAGAAAGACGAGGGACAAGAGAUGCCAUCAGAUGAUGUGAAGUCUGAACCCAAUGAGCAGAGCGCGAACCCCGCCGUGCGAGAGCUGCCGACAUGCCUGAUUACGAGUCUGCCACGGCGAACAGCCCAGCAAGACCAACAUCGCGACCACUCGCUUUCACCGCCGAGCAAAGCUGGUGGGCAUAGUGAUGGCCCCAAUCCGAGACAGCCCGUCUCUCCACCGCUAUCGCCUGCGCCAUCGACACUGCCCUCCCCUUCGCCAGUCGUCCCACCCUCUCGUGGCUCAUGCGUCUUUAACGACCAUACAGAUCCAGCUGUGUACGAGUUCAGCAAGAUUCGAAAUUUCACUUUCAUGGAGCUUAUGGAGAGCUCGAACUAUAUCACGGGCAGUAUCAUUGGCAGAAUACGAAUCAAGCCUGCCGAAUCCGACCAAACUGCCGAUUUGAAGCUCUCUGUGACAUAUGCUACUACGGGACCGUGGAAAGUUGAGAGACCCGCCUACUAUAUGACUGACGACAAAUUUGUGCUCCAGCUUCCAGAGCUUAAAAGCAUGAGUACAACGAGCACACAAUCAAGAGCAUGUCUGGGUGUCCAUGUUGACAUGGAGAUCAAAAAUGGCUUACGUUUGGAGAACUGGGAGCUUGCGUCCGGGAAUCUGGACGUGACGAUUGCAGAUGGUCUGUUCAACAGAAAACCUGGAGAAGAGAAGCUAUCAGUAUUUGACGUGAACAAGCACUCUAUCUUCAAUCUAAUUCGAGGAACUAUAUCAGCAGAACACUGGUCGAGCCGGGAGACCGAAAUCGAUGUCAUCUCUGGCUCAAUCAAAGGCAACUUUGCCCUUCGGGACUUGCUUUCCCUCAAAACACAUUCAGGAAGCGUUCGCGUGAAUGCGGAUCCUAAGGACGCAGAUCCAGAGAACAUCAAACCCGCCAACUUCCUCGUCGCGACCAGUUCCGGCAGCGUUCGCGUGGAAUUUCCUACCAAAGACCUUCCACUGCGAGAGUAUCAAACCCGUAUCGAAACCCAAAGCGGGAGUGUCGGCGGCACCUACAUACUCGGAGUGUUCACCUCUUUCCACACGCAAUCCGGCUCCGUAAAGCCACGCCUCAUCCCAGUGUUCAACAGCACCACCCCUUCCCAGCUCCACAUCGACACCCAAUCCGCAUCUCAAACCAUCUCCAUUCUAACCCCUCACCAAUACCCGGGCGCUUUCGCCCAACUCUUGAUGGAGCACAAGUACACUUCUUCUUCUGGAUCGCUGCAUCUCACGUACCCCCAGGAAUGGGAAGGGUAUAUUGAGGGUGAGACGGUCAGCGGUAGCAUUCAUGUCAAGGGUAAGGACGUACAUGUCUUGUCGCAAGGCAGAGUCGGACAUGUGUAUGAGCAUUUCGUCGCACGCAAAGGUUUCGGACAGGGACGAGUUGGGUUUAAGACGAGCAGUGGAAGUGUCAAUAUACAAGUGGGAGAUUUGUAG